This is a messenger RNA of Lolium rigidum, 1463 nucleotides long. Its product is annotated as cysteine-rich receptor-like protein kinase 43. The record is from RefSeq and is a predicted model, not a curated record. NCBI's taxonomy places the organism in Eukaryota, Viridiplantae, Streptophyta, Magnoliopsida, Poales, Poaceae. Bases 105 to 1217 code for a protein of 370 amino acids. The transcript is spliced from 9 exons. Gene Ontology annotation, molecular function: protein kinase activity; ATP binding. Gene Ontology annotation, biological process: protein phosphorylation.
CUCCUUAAUGUCAUUGCGUCGACCAUUACAGUUGACUUGCUGCAUCCUUCUCGCCCUGGCCGGGCAACCUCCAGAUCCGCACUUGACGACCUUGCUCUCUGCAAAUGAGGAGGAAAAGGGAGGAUGCAGAUGUGGACUCAACGGUUAUGUCGCUCGAUGCAUUACAAGAACUUACUAAUAGUUUCUCCAAGGAGCUUGGUAGGGGUUCGUUUGGAGCGGUUUACGAGGGAGAGUAUCCUGAUGGGAGAAAAAUUGCUGUGAAGAUGCUCCAUGCGGCGUAUGGAAUUAGGGCUGAGAAAUUUCAGGACGAGCUUAAAAUUAUGACAAAACUCCGACACCGAAAUAUUGUACGGUUAGUUGGCUAUUGCCAUCAUACCCAGCAAGUACCAAUAAUGCAUGAGGGAAAAUUGGUUGUUGCUAAUAAGAUAAGUAUGGCGCUCUGCUUGGAGCAUAUGCCUAAUGGAAGCCUCCACGAGCUUAUUUCUGGCGGACGUGAUAAAUACGACUGGCAGACAUGCUAUGGAAUAAUUACUGGGAUUUGUCAGGGUUUGAAUUACCUCCACAAUGAAUUGAAACCUCCAAUUUUUCAUUUGGAUUUAAAGCCAGCUAAUGUGUUGCUGGAUGAUAAAAUGAUUCCCAGAAUUGCAGAUUUUGGGAUAUCAAGGAUCCUCGGAGAAGAUGAACAUACACGAGUUACCAAAAGUGUACUAGGAACACUUGGGUACUCACCACCGGAAUUCAUGGACCACAGAAUAAUAUCAAAUAAGUUCGACAUAUUCAGCUUAGGUGUUGUGAUCAUAAAGAUGAUGGCAGGACCAGAUGGUCACUCGGAAAGCACUGAAAUGUCUUCCGAUGAAUUCACUAAACUUGUGCAGGAAUACUGGACGAAUGAGAUACUUGAACCAGGGCAUCAAAGGAAGGCACAUUCUGAACAAGUAAAGGCAUGCAUUGAAUUUGGUUUAAGAUGUGUGAAGAAGGAUCGACGCGAAAGGCCAACUAUACUGGAUAUUGUUGGUAUACUGAAAGAAACAGAAGCUAACCAUACUGAUGCGGCAAGGAAAGAGUGGUCGUCGAUUUCCAAGACCAUGCAACUACAGGAUAGACCACAAGAAAAUGAUCUCUCUCAUACCGUAGGGGGCAAAAGGUCAGUAUCUCAUGCAAGUGAAAGCUCAAGUCCAAGAAAGGUUGCGAGAAAUAUCGAUUCAAAAAUGGUAUGAGGGCAUGGCCAGCACAUUUUAACUUGUGGGGCAUGUUGCUGGUGGAAUCAUAGGCGCUGCUUCAUCAUCUAGGAAAAAUGAGCCUCUAGUAUGAAUUGAAUAAGAUGAUCAGAUGAGCAAGAACUUGAUGUAAAGUUGUGUUAUCUUGCUACCGUACUUCUUGUAACCAUUUUUAGAUUCAUAGUUAUACUUCACUCCAUUUGCUGAGAUGUUAAAGUUGUUGAGAUUUUUAUUGUUAUUCUUAAC